Cynoglossus semilaevis (tongue sole) is the source of this 6518-nucleotide messenger RNA. It is a transcript of the gene mapk8ip1b, whose product is annotated as mitogen-activated protein kinase 8 interacting protein 1b. Gene Ontology annotation, molecular function: JUN kinase binding; MAP kinase scaffold activity. NCBI's taxonomy places the organism in Eukaryota, Metazoa, Chordata, Actinopteri, Pleuronectiformes, Cynoglossidae. The transcript is spliced from 12 exons. The coding region runs from base 587 to 2935 and encodes 782 amino acids. Gene Ontology annotation, cellular component: cytoplasm. Gene Ontology annotation, biological process: regulation of JNK cascade; JNK cascade. The record is from RefSeq and is a predicted model, not a curated record.
AGGAGACGAGAGAGAGAAGAAUGAUGGGGAAAAAAGAUCCAAUGGCCUUUUGAAUUAUUAAGCACAGGGGUAUUUGGCUGAAGGAAAUAGAGUAAAAGAGAGAGAGAGAAAGAGAGAGAGAGUUGUGGGAGUGUUUCUCUGUACUGAUGCUCCUCUUCUUCAGACCCACCAUAGCGUGGGUAAUUCUGCUUACACCAGCAGGUUCCUGUGAUGUAGUAAGUCUGAUGCACACAGGAAUGAGUAAACAUCAAGAAGAGAGGAAAGAGAUGGGGAGAAUAAAAUUAGAGCCAAAAGAGAGGAGUAGAUCAUAUAACAGCACACUCUUCUGUGGCCGUUUCAGUUCCUCCGCUUCAAAUGCUAGCUCUCUUCCUCUCUUUAACGCUCCCUCUCCGCCUCUCUCUCUCUUCCUCUCUUCCUCCUCGGGAUGAACAGCGGCAGCAGCAGGGCUGGGAAUCCAUCGACCUGCAAAAGCUUCACCCCUCCUCCCUCUCACUCCACUCUCUUUUCCUGCUCACUCCUCCCUCCGUCUUUCACUUUCUAACCCACCCAUUCCUUCUCGGCUGUGUAUGCCCUCCUCACUUACAGUAUGGAUUCAGGAGGGGAUGGAGGAGAGGGUUGGAUGGAGGACCAGUGGGAGAAAUGGCUGACUCAUGACAUUAGCCUGGACGAGUUUGAAGAUGACGACCUGUCAGAGAUCACAGAGAUCACAGACGAGUGUGGGAUGAGUCUAAACUGCAACGGCCCAGAUCUGAAAGGCCACGUAAGACGAGGAACCAAUAGUAUGUCGGGGAGGGCAGAGCUAGGAGCCGUUGGCCAGCUACAGGCAGAGAUUCUGCAUUUGGAUCUCAUAGAUGGCGCCGACGGUUAUCAUAGUGACCAGGAGUCACUGAAGGCAUCUGCUACUGCACCUCCACCAGUCACCAAGGACCCUAUAGCACCUGUUACCAUGGAUACCUAUCGGCCCAAGAGGCCCACGACCCUUAACCUCUUCCCAAUUGUUCCACGGACACAGGACACAUUAAACAACAACUCAUUUGGAAAGAAAUACAGUUGGCAGGAAAAAGUGUCGGGCUCGUCGUCUCCUUUAAAAACCGGUGAACUCAGCCCUCCACAUGAGCACAGCUGUUUGAGUGAUGAAGACAGGGUGCAAGGUGGGGGCGCACAGACCAAAGACUGUGGGACAUCAACAGACGCCCCGUGCCGGCACAGCUCUGUGCAUUCACAGAGCUCGACCUCAGCGGCAGUGACACGUUCCAAGCUGCAGGAGAAACCCCCAGACCCUCCUCCACCGCCCCGGAACUACACACCAGCACCUUUAUAUCCAGUGGGAAAAGUAAAAGCAGGGCAUCCCCGGGAGAGGACAAGGCAUCACACUGAUGUUCACCCUGAGCCCACAGAGGAGAUUUAUUUGACUCCCUUGCAGCGUUCUGCUGAGGCUCUAGAACCUUCGAACUCGCAGAACCGACCCUUCCUCUCACAACAGACUGAGCAGGGCCGCAUGUCCAUCAGCUCAGACACUGAGGGCCCACCUCCCUACCAGCCACACCCAGACCGGACCAAUCCCUCUAUCUAUGAGGAGGAAGAGGUCUAUGACCCCCCACCUUCGUACGCUUCCUGUGUAGAAUCACUCAUCACGCCACCGGCCGCCGUGCUCUCGGGUCGUUCCUCUCUUGCUUUGGACCUCAGCUUGAAGGGUUCAGCUACAGGAGCCGGAGUUAUGCUAAGAGCGGGCUCCUCAGUGGAAUAUGUGGACGCUACAGACGACAGCUACUGUGGAGAGGACGAGGACGUGGACAGAAUAAUGAUGGAUGGCAGACUGAGAAAGGGUGUAGGAAAGGAUGAUAGCAGUGCAGGUAGAAGAACUGCCCCACUUAGGACUUCCAUGUGCUCUGAGGCCAGCGGCCUCUCUUAUGACUCAGUCAAAUACACGCUGGUGGUGGACGAGCACUCUCAGCUCGAGCUGGUCAGUCUGCGUCAGUGUUACCAAGGCUACAGUGACGACAGUGACACGGCCACCAUCUAUGACAACUGUGUCUCCUCUCCCUAUGAGUCUGCAAUCGGGGAAGAGUUUGAGGAUGAUGAGGAGGAGGAUGGAACUGGAAUAGGAGGAGUGAGGAGAGAGGCAACCGCCUGUCUGUCUGAGGACUCUACUCCAGAAUCAGACCUGAACUUUUCUAAGAAAUUCCUUAAUGUUUUCCUGAACGGGCGUUCCAGUUCCUCCAGUGCAGAGUCCUUUGGCGUCUUCUCAUGUCUUAUAAACGGAGAGGAGAGAGACCAGAGCCACAAGGCCGUCUACAGGUUUGUUCCCCGACACGAAGAUGAGUUGGAACUGGAAGUAGACGAUCCGUUGCUGGUGGAGGUUCAGGCGGAGGAUUACUGGUAUGAGGGCUACAACAUGAGAACCGGUGCUCAUGGGAUCUUCCCUGCGUUCUAUGCUAUAGAAGUGGCAAAAGAUCCGGAGAAAUGCAAAGUCACAAGCAGUGAAUGGAUGGACAGCUACAACUUGAAGUUUCUGGGAUCAGUCCAAGUGCCAUUCCAUAAAGGAAAUGAUGUUCUGUGUGCUGCAAUGCAGAAGAUUGCAACCAACAGAAAGAUGACAGUCAAGUACAACCCACCCUCGUCCUGCAUCCUGGAGAUCAGCGUGAAGGGAAUCAAACUGGCCGUCCAGGAGGAUUAUUAUACUUGUGACGGAAGUAAUGAGUGCAGUCAUUUCUUCCAGUUGAAGAACGUCUCUUUCUGUGGCUAUCACCCCAAAAACAGCAAAUAUUUUGGUUUCAUCACUAAACACCCAGCGGACCAGAGAUUUGCCUGCCACGUGUUUGUGUCUGAAAACUCCACGAAACCCCUUGCAGAGUCAGUUGGGAAAGCCUUCCAGUUGUACUACAAAGAGUUUGUGGAGUUUUCAUGCCCUACAGAGGACAUCUAUUUGGAAUAGCACUGCCCUGACUCUCACCACAGCUACUUUACACUGUACAUAGCAUAUUUUGCAUGGAGGGCGAAUACAGUAUCACCUAAACUCAGAAACCUAAAAAAAACACUAACAACUGACAGAGUAGAAUAUAUCAAAUAUUUGGACUCAGAUGAGCCUCCUGUACUCAGAGUGAAAAACAUGCACCAAACUAGUGAUGUCUGUUUAGAAAGACACACAGAGAACAGUUGGUUGUGAAGUGUUGAUCAAAGGCUGUUUCCAGAUAACCGCAAAACGUUCAGCACACAAACAUUCAGUUCAUCCAUGUUUGCACAAGUGAAUAGAGUUCGUCCGUGUUGUUGACAAAAGUAACAUGGAACACUGGGAAUAAGAACAAGCUGCUGCACAUUUAUGCAGGUGUUUAAACACAGUCGUUGAUACAAAGAAAACUAAUAUGUGGCAAAAAGAUUCAGGAUCUGGUUGUACAUUCUGACAUCCACUAUCUGUAUUACAUUGUUCAAUAAUGACUCCUUAAAAGAAGGUGACGUUCUAGGCCUGUUUUAUUGUCUCGUAACCAGGGCCUCACUUUUUUGUAUGGCCACAACAGCUUGAUUUAGAUCUAGAUCUAGAUCUCGAUCUAGAUUAGAAAAGAAUAAUCGCUCGGCCGCCCACUGGUACAUACAGUGGGACAGAAAGUAUUUAGUUAGCCACCAAUUGUGCAAGUUGUCGCAUUUAAAAAGAUGAGUGAGGCCUGCAGUUUUCAUCAUAGGUACACUUUAAGGAUGAGAGACAGAAUGGGGGAAAGAAUCCAGGAAAUCACACUGAAGGAUUUUUAAUAAAUUAAUUGGUAAAAUCCUCUGUAAAAAGUAUUUGGUCAAUAACAAAAGUUCAUCUCAAUACUUUGUUAUAUACCCUUUGUUGGCAAUGACAGAGGUCAAAUGUUUUACACACUGUUGCUGGUAUUUUGGCCCAUUCUUCCAUGCAGACCUCCUCUAGAGCAGUGAUGUUUUGGGGCUGUCGCUGGGCAACACAGACUUUCAACUCCCUCCAAAGAUUUUCUAUAGUGUUGAGAUCUGGAGACUGGCUAGGCCACUCCAGGACCUUGAAAUGCUUCUUACGAAGCCACGUCGGGCAGUGUGUUCGGCAUUGUCAUGCUGAAAGACCCAGCCAUGUUUUAUCUUCAAUUUCCUUGCUGAUGGAAGGAGGUUGGCACUCAAAAACUCACGAUACUUGGCCCCAUUUAUUCUUUCCUUUACACGGAUCUGUCGUCCUGGUCCCUUUGCAGAACAACAGCCCAAAAGCAUGAUGUUCCCACCCCCAUGCUUCACAGUACAAUGUUGGUUUCAUCUGACACUCUCCUAUUCCUCUUCGGGACCAUCCAAAUGCUCUAGCAAACUUCAGACUGGCCUGGACAUCUACUGGCUUAAGCAGGAGGACACGUCUAGCACUGCAGGAUUUGAGUCCCUGGGGGCGUAGUGUGUUACUGAUGGUAGCGUUUGUUACUUUGGUCCCAGCUCUCUGCAGUUCAUUCACUAGGUCCCCCCGUGUGGUUCUAUAGAUUUUUGCUCACCGUUCUUGUGAUCAUUUUGACCCCAUGGGGGGAGAUCUGCGUGGAGCCCCAGAUCGAAGCAGUUUAUCAGUGGUCUUGUAUGUCUUCCAUUUUCUAAAAAAUUCUCCCAUACUUUUGCUUACUUGAUUACUUCACACCGAGUUCCCCCUUGUUGCAGAUUCAGUCUUCCCAGCCUGGUGCAGGUCUACAAUUUGCUCUUUAGUCUUGGUCACGGUGGAGUUUGGAGUGUGACUGUUCAAGGUUGUGGACAAGUGUCUUUUAUACUUUCAUACUUAUUCAUUCAUUAAAAAUCCUACAGUGUGAAUUCCUGGAUUCUUUCCCCCGAUUCUGUCUCGCAUAGUUAAAGUGUACCUAUGAUGAAAAUUACAGGCCUAUCUCAUCUUUUUAAGUGGGAGAACUUGCCCAGUUGGUGGCUGACUAAAUACUUUUUUGCCCCACUGUAUUUUCUAUUUCAACUCGGUGCCUGACAGGCUUCACUUGUUCCUCUCUGCUCCAAAUCAGUGGAAAAUACACACACAUGGCUGAGUCCUGAUACUUAUGAAAUACUUGUGAAGUUAGCUUCAUGUUACUGUAGUUAUGAUGAGAAAUCUGAUCCUGUCAUCAGUAAAUACAGGUCCAAGCAACGUAACGGCGUUUAUUUGGUAGAUUUCACAUUUAUUUGGUCAAUAUCACUUCUGAGUGACCACCAUUGUGUAGAAUGUUUUGAAUAAUAAAAGGCAGGAAGAUGAGUGAGGUUGGAAGAACUCAAUGAACUGUACUACAAUAAAAAAAAAAGUAUUGAUCCAAUAAAGUAUUGUUUUGUCAAUGCAGAGGAGGACAAAAUCAAGCAAAAAUAAAUAUAUCUGAGUUUUUAAAAAGGUACAGAUUGAAUGUACCAAUGAUAACCAGAAAAAUGACAUGGUGCAUGUUGAAUAUAUAUUUGUGAGUGUGGCUCGUUAGCCUGAAUUUGCCACUCCUGCCUUGUAACUGUAACUGUGACAGGAUGAGGUUAAAUAUUACAAGCCAUAAACUACCCUUUUGGUGAUCAGCACAGACUCACCUCCCAACUAUAAAACUGUUGAUAAAGUUAUAUUCAAACAGAGGUUACAGCUAAUCAAACCAUUACUUUGUCAUGGAAAGCUGAACAGAAUAAACAUGAUUGGUGCAUUACUGCCUACCUUAGUUACCACGGUCACUAGGGGGUGACGUGCCCAGGGUAAAUAUACAGUAUCUUACCCAAAGCCAACUGGGAUCGGCUGCGGCCAAUUGUAAACCUCCCAUCUCCGGGUAUUUCCAUACAGAGCUCUGUUGUUUGAUGUGGGUGAAAAAGUAUGACUUAAUGCCAUUAUCACUGGUGAAUGAUUAUCCUGGUCUUUUCUUUUUAAAAUCAAUGGGAUUAUAGUUAACUCUUCCAUUAAAGAGAACAGAUUUCAUAGUUAAAAAACCAAGGUAUUUUUCUUUUUUAUUGUUCAAAUUGAUGAAAAACAUUUGGGUCUUCUUUGGAAUAUUUUUGUGUUACUUUGCAUUUGUAAUCAUAUUCUGAGAAUAUUUCGAGACCAAAAAAAUGUUUAUUUUACAGACCCAAUUGUACAAUGUUUUGUUUAAAAAAUUCAGUUCAUAUUUAUUCACCGAGACUGUGCCCGCAGACCUCCAACAGCAGAGAUGCUGUUAAAUUGUUCAAAUUGACCGCAGUUCUCCUUUAAAGUCAUGAAGUGUUUUCAGGUGAAUAAAUCUUUCAAUUCCUGUCCAUUUGUAAAUGAAGCAUUUUUUACCUAAGUAUUAUUAAAAUGACCAGACUCAUGGCCAUUAAGACUGCAUUAAUGUACAUUUCACAUCUUUACUGAUUAGAAGAGAUAAUUCUACCAUCUCUGUAUGUCCUUUUCAGAUGAUAUAAUAACAGCAGUAGUUUACUGUAACCCCUCAGCACACACCCAUCAACAUGAAGACAUGUGGUCACUUUAAUAAAAUUCACAUCUCCUGAGGUCAAACAGUGGGAGAAAUUGUAUUUUAAUAGGUGUUGGAGAAAAGGGGGUGUAAAGAUAUGCCAUAUAUAAAUAUAUA